AUGGGUACUGCAGGCAAUAUCAUUGUGGAAAACACAAAAAAGGUGCUUGAGUUUAUUGAGCGCCAUCCUAAGGGGAUUGACAAAACUGAUGUCGUUAAAGUUUCUGGCUUAUCCCCUCAAGAAUCCGUGGCUGCCGUAAAUUUACUUUUAACACAGAGGAAACUCGAGCUCUUGGAAAAUGGUGUUAUUAGAUUAAAGGACUCGAGAGAUGAACAAUUACAAGAAUCCGAAAAAUUAGUUUAUCACCUUAUAUCUGAAGCUAGCACUUCCGGUAUAUGGGCUCGAGAUUUAAAAGAUAAAUGCGGAUUAUUAAGGCCUCAGUUAACUAAAGUCAUAAAAAGUUUAGAAUCUAAGCAGAAGAUUAAAUCUGUAAAAGGCGUUACUGCUCAGCACAGUAAAAAGAUUUUUUAUUUCAGAGCUGAUGUUACUCCCGAUCGCAGUAUAACGGGAGGUGCUUUUCAUAAUGAAAGCGAGUUAGACAUCAGCUUCACCACCGCACUUAAUAAACUUUGCACAAAAUACUUUUUCACUCUUAGUGAAAAGGUAAAGGACGAACCGUUGCCUUCGCGGCUGCUAAAGAGCUACGCAAGUGUUCAAGAUUUAUUUGACUUUAUAGAAAAGUCUGGAAUAAGCAACAUUUCUCUUUUAGUUGAGGAUGUCGAGUGCAUAAUUUCCAGUCUUGUUUUUGAUGAUGCCAUUAAGGAAAGUGUUGUUGGGAAACCUUUCACCCCUAUUCGAGAUAUCGGGAAUCGCCCUUUACAAUUGGGAGCUAAAGUUUAUCGUUGGAACCAAUCUACAAAGCUAAGCAACGGGUUUUUAAGCACUGUCUGCGGCUUUUGCCCAGUUUUUCGGAAAUGCCGUGAAAACUUCAUUAUCUCGCCUUCGACCUGUCAAUAUAUGGCCGAGUGGUUGGAAAAUUAGAGCACGCUAAAAUCAUAAAGUUUCUCGCAAAAAAAGCAAUUUUAAUAAACUUGAAAGAAA
Zophobas morio is the source of this 981-nucleotide messenger RNA. RefSeq names its product DNA-directed RNA polymerase III subunit RPC6-like. Gene Ontology annotation, biological process: transcription by RNA polymerase III. The coding region runs from base 1 to 921 and encodes 306 amino acids. The transcript has 11 exons. Lineage: Eukaryota; Metazoa; Arthropoda; Insecta; Coleoptera; Tenebrionidae. Gene Ontology annotation, cellular component: RNA polymerase III complex. The record is from RefSeq and is a predicted model, not a curated record.